AUGGCCGAAUAUCGCGCAGGAAAGGCCGGCAUCAACGCUGAAGCCCAAGCGAGGAUCAACAGCAAAUACAACGACACGAUCGCCACAGAAACCCUCGAAUGGGUCCAACAGGUCAUUGGUGAACCGAUAAACACGGCUGGAGAUGCAGAUAAUCUGUACGAGACGCUCAAAGAUGGCGCAGUGCUAUGCAAGCUUGUCAACAAAUUCCAGGAAGGCUUAGUGAAGAAGGUCAACAAAUCUGCCAUGGCUUUUAAGUGCAUGGAGAAUAUCAACGCGUUCCUGGAAGCCGCAGUAAAAUUGGGUGUACCACCUCAAGAGACAUUCCAAACGAUCGAUCUCUGGGAGAGACAGAACUUGUACUCCGUCAUCAUUUGCCUUCAGUCCUUAGGCAGAAAGGCAGGUAAAUACGGCCUCCCAGCGUUCGGGCCGAAAGAGGCAGAUAAGAACGUUCGAGAAUUCACCGAAGAACAAUUAAAAGCGGGACAGAAUGUAAUUUCUCUGCAAUACGGGACGAAUCAAGGCCAACAGUCGGGGAUCUCGUUCGGUAAUAGACGCCAAAUGUAA
Messenger RNA from Leptosia nina, 564 nucleotides. Lineage: Eukaryota; Metazoa; Arthropoda; Insecta; Lepidoptera; Pieridae. The record is from the annotation of a GenBank genome assembly.